This is a messenger RNA of Prunus armeniaca (apricot), 315 nucleotides long. Lineage: Eukaryota; Viridiplantae; Streptophyta; Magnoliopsida; Rosales; Rosaceae. The record is from the annotation of a GenBank genome assembly.
AUGCAAGCCACUUUGAAGCUGUUUAUUGCAGCUCAGAACGUGGCUGCUCAUCGUGAGACCAUCGGCGAGAAGGCGAAGGUUGAGGAAGAGCUAGAUCUCGUGCCAGGUCGACUAGAAGCAGAGAUGAAGAAGAAUGUCAAGCUGUUGUCGUCGGUGAACAAGCUGACUGAGGAGAAGCACGGCUUGAGCGUACAUUUGUUGAAGUGGCAGAAAGAGUUAGAUGGGACGAUGCAGAAGAUCGACACUUUUUCUUCCGAGCUGCGCUCGUGCUAUAAUGAUGUCGUCAAGGACUUCAUCAAGUCAGCCGAGUACUAG